Molecule: messenger RNA, 1188 nt
Organism: Cyprinus carpio (common carp)
Lineage: Eukaryota; Metazoa; Chordata; Actinopteri; Cypriniformes; Cyprinidae
Product: serine-rich and transmembrane domain-containing protein 1-like
Exons: 2
Coding region: 859-1188 (109 amino acids)
Cellular component (GO): intracellular membrane-bounded organelle
Source: RefSeq, a predicted model, not a curated record
UGUUUAUUACACUGUCCACCCUCUACAUAGUUUUCUUACUUUAAAUUUAAGUUUAAACCGUAAAACCAAAAAUGAUGCUACCAGGACCCUAUUGACCAGCAUGGACAAAAGUAGUUGAAUGACAAGUUUGGAACGACCCAAGGGUGACUAAAUGAUGACAGUACAUUAUAUGGGCCCAGCAAUAGGUCUCAUUCAGUGUUCAUUACAUCUGAGAGUAAAGCCACAAAGACAGCUACACGAGAGGCUCUCGGCUCAUGAUGCUGAUGAGAGCCGUGAUUAGUUCUGUCAGAUAUGAAUGACUGAGCACAGCAGCAUGGGAGAAGACAAGCAGACCCUGCCUGGACGAAGCCUGCCAUAAAGAGUCUGAGCUGCUGAGCUGAGUAAUAAUCACUAUAAGAUAAUCAAAUCCCAAUUACAGCAAUUAAAGCAAGAAUGAUGGUCUCAUCUUUUGUGUGUUAUGUGAGGCAUCCUUUUGGUUUUAAUUGAAACAUAAAUCAGCUGCUAAAGAAAGUGAGAAGACGUCAGUAGAGAUGAGGGGAGAAUGAGAAAGUGAGAGAGAUGAUAGGAAUGAAACAGAGAGGGAGGGGGAAUUCAGAGUACAACAGCUGGACAGUCGAUAUUCAGCCCACUGUUGAGAAGCAGCUCUCCAGACUGAGCGCAUUCAGAAACGCUGCUUCCUUCUCUGCUCUCAACACAAACAUAAGUGGCAUCUAUUUCAGUGCGCGCUAUAGCUUAAGGAAUCCCACGAGGAAUUCACUCCAGGACCCUGAGAUGAGCGCGACGGAUAGCUGUGUGAUUUAGUGCUGACGUUUUUUGUUUAGUUUUUUUGCUUCGAAAAGAUUCCCAAAUCUACCAGUUAUGUCUGGGAUGGAUGGGCUGGUGGAUGAGAUAAAUGGUACAGAAGUGGACAGCGAGAGUUUCCUGAGGUUCAGCCCUAAAUCUCUUUCUACCGGGGCGGCCGCUGCCUCAUACGGACGGACUGCGAAUGUUUACAUCUACGUCUCCAUCUUCCUCAGCUUGCUGCUUUUCCUCCUUACCCUGCUGAUCAUUGCUCUCCACAGGCUGAAGAACAUCAUAUCCUCUAGUUCUUCAUAUCCAGAAUGCGGCAGUGAGGCCGGGAGCUCCUUCACUAACAUGGAGAUCUGCAGCAUUUCCUCACAGAGAUCAAGAGUGUCAUCGCUGUCCUGA